This is a messenger RNA of Oikopleura dioica, 540 nucleotides long. The record is from the annotation of a GenBank genome assembly. NCBI's taxonomy places the organism in Eukaryota, Metazoa, Chordata, Appendicularia, Copelata, Oikopleuridae.
AUGAGGGGAGAAAAGGGUCGUACGAAGGAGGAAGAAGACUUGCUCAACUGCUACAUCAGAUUGAAGGAGAAAAAAGAGAAACUACGGCGACUGAGGCAGGAAAAAGCCGAUAAAAAGAAUAAUCAAGCUCCGCUAGUGAAGAAAAACUUCAACAUGGAUCGUCAAUUCAACGAAAAAGAGCUCAAAAAUCAAGUCAAAAAUGCUUCCAGCGCAACUGAACGUGCUAAAAUGCUCCUCAAAGCUGGCAAAUUGAAAGUCGACCAAAGAAAAAGUGCUGGAUUCAAACGAAGACAAAGUACGGGCGCAGCAAAAGCGCGUCCUCUUCAACUCGAUGAGCCAGAAUUCGAGCUUCCACAGUAUGCAGACGAUACAGUCAUUGUUCCGUCCGAAGAUAAAUACAAAAACAUACCAGACAGCAAUGCUGGGCUACCUCAGGCUCCGAUGAAGCCAAAACCAAGACCUGUUCAAAAGAAACCACCAACGAAGAAGCCUCAAAUCAACCGCCAGCAAAUCUGCUACGACGACGAUUUAUUCGACUAA